Cladocopium goreaui is the source of this 978-nucleotide messenger RNA. Lineage: Eukaryota; Dinophyceae; Suessiales; Symbiodiniaceae. The record is from the annotation of a GenBank genome assembly.
AUGCAAACCUAUCCGCCUAUCCUCGAUUCGAUUUGGUCAGCAUCUGAUACCAAAGAGUUUCCCAACCCGGCGCACGUCAACGAGCUUGUAUGCGAAACAGACAAGGUCCGGAAGCAGAUUGAGGAUAAUCGGGACAAGGGCUGUGCCAUUGCUGUCUACCUUUUUGUCCUCGUCAUGUGGACUCUGAUGAAACUUGCCCAUGACUGGGCUUUGCUGGCAGAUGUAGCAGAAGACUUUACACUACCGAUCGACUGGCUUUCGUGGGCUUUUCACUUGCAGGAAUCCUUGGUAGCCAUUCGCUGGGCCGCUGCUGCGACCGGUGUUUUUGUCUCCAGAGUGCCUGAAGGUAAUGGUGCUUGCUAUUACCAACUGCAGCCUUUCGCAACUUUGACGGCCUUGGGUGCGGCGCUUUUGCUGCUAUACUUUAGUCAUGUGAAGAUGAACAACUUGGUCCUAUCCCUUGUGAACUACUAUUGCAAAAUAUUCAGCGUGCCAUACGGGGCAGUUAAGGGCAUAGCUGCGUCGCAGCCUUUGCUGACCAAAGGAUUGCAUGGAGAUUCCGUGUUCUACCUGCACCUGCGACACAUCAGCAGCUUGAAUGUCGAAACCGGAAAACUGGCUGUCAGCCAAGCUUGGUCUUUGGCCCCCGUGGUGUUCCUCAAACUUGCUACUCUGCUGGCAGCUGCUGCGACUCUGGUCAUUGGUGGCGCUUUGGCAGCUUCUGUGCUCGUUACUGUGAUACAGGAGGCUCUUGGAGACUGGCGCAGUCUUCGGGCCAUUGACAAGCUCACAGUAUCUGCUCAACUUCUCCUUUCUACUGCAUUGCUUCUGUUGGCGUUGAGCACGUCUGGUGGGGCCUGGAACAUAACUCAGGGCAACUUUUGCGUUUGCCCAUGGUUGCCCGGGCCUCAGCACAUCCUGAUCAGCCGAAGAGCUACGCAAGCGGUGCUUGUGGACCUGAACUUCCGUAUGCGCUGA